AUGGCAUUAAAUAAUUCAGAAUAAGUGAUUAAAUUUUUACGUGAGACUGAGAAAUUGGAUCCAAAAUCAUAUUAAUCCUUAUUGAAAAUAGCUGAGAAUAAGCCAAUUCACCUUUAUGAAAUUGGAAAACUUACAAAAUUAUUAUUAUUAGGCUCAAGAUAUUAGGUAAUAUUUUACACAAUAUUUGGUCUUGGAUAUAUGGGAAUUAUUGGAUAAUAAAAGUACUAAUAAUUGUUGAUUGAUUUAGAAAAAGUUGAUAAAACUCAGAAAUAUUAUGAAAUGUAAUAUCAAAAUAUAAAUUAGAAAAUAAGAUCAAAUAGAAUCUAAAAUUAAGAAAUUAAAAGUGGUUGCUGUAUUAUUUGGACUUACUUCUACACUUGGUCUAUUCGUAACUUAAAGAAUGGGUUAAAAAAUACCAAAAAGUUUAUGGUUUUUACCAAAUGGGGAAUUCAAAUUAACAUUUUAUUCAUUUUUUGGGUUUAAGAAGCAUAUAGUUGCUCCUAUUUCUGAUUUUUCCCUUUACAAUUCAUCGAGUAAAAUAAAUAAAACAGUUAUGAUGAGAUAUAAAACUAAAGAACUAUCUACUAUUGGAACUGGAGUCUCACAUAGCAAUCUAAUAAGAUAUAUUUUAUAAGAUCAAACUAAUAACAAAAUAUGAG
Messenger RNA from Paramecium sonneborni, 659 nucleotides. The record is from the annotation of a GenBank genome assembly. Lineage: Eukaryota; Ciliophora; Oligohymenophorea; Peniculida; Parameciidae.